CUUUCAGUGCAUGCGGCGCGGAUGACGAGAUUUUCCGAGUCAUGCUGGAGACAGUUCCGCCACAGCUCUCAUUGCCGUUUGUGCGUAUUUAUUGCAGAUGAUUUCUGUUGUCUUUUUUAGUAAGCCAGGGGAUACUUGGAAGGGUCUGCGCUUCCUUACUUUGUGUUUCGUGCGCUGCUCCUGCCAGUGGCAACCUUCGGGUGGCCCGCCUAACUUCUGCCCACCCCGACUUUCGAGGUUCUUCUCCGCUCGAGUCGAGCUCCUCUUAUCCCUGAGCAGUUUCCGUUUGUUUCGCCUGUGACGUCGUUUCUGCCUUCCUCGGCAGAUCGUGUACCCUGCCUCCAGUGGUCGCCCUGUGGCGUUAGCUCAGCAUCCUCUCCUGCGUCGGCCCGGUUCUCCGAAUUCCCCGUCCGAACUGUCUGUCACUUUUCGUGACUCUCCAUACAGAAAGGGGCACGACACCUUCCACCAACGUUUCAGCUGUUCCUUUUCUCCCGUACGAAUGCAGAUACAGACGCCGUCACGACACAAUGCUGUCAGGUAUGGGGUCGGUGCCCCUCUCUGACACUCCGUUAAGUGGCCGUCAACUUUUAGAGUUCUCCGCAUUCUCCGAAGCCUCGUUGCAGAAGCGACAUUCUGUGUCCAUAGCACUCCUCCCACUUUCCGUGUGUGACUAGUUAGUUUACCCCCCGCUGUGUCUCAUUUCCCGCGAAACCGGGCUCGGAACCGCGUGUGCUGUCGUUUUUCGCGGACCGUCCGCUCUUUCUGGUCGUUCCUCGGUGUCUACGCGGAGUUUAUGUAAAUACACUGGAUUUUUCGAGGAAGGAGGCAGCUAUUCCAAAGCAGGAAAAACACGGAACGCCCUCAAACGAUGGCGUUCUGAAGCUACACAACGAACCGGGAGUUCACUGUCUGCACUUCCUCUGCCCGGCCGGUUGUCGUCGCACCAAGGUGGUCAGACGACAGAAACAACAAGUUUUUUUCUAGGUGGAUGCUCUUUAGCAAUGAAGUGCACGGCUGCUGAGUGUCGUCGGGGGUCGGUGUGCCUUCGCGGGUUUCGUCCGGCUUCCCACGAUCUGGUACCUCUGUCUCGCUUUUCCUCAGUUCCUCCUCCUCCACUUUUCCCCUGCGACCUGCAAGAAGUGCCGUGUCGUUCCUACGCCUUCUCUGCCAGUGCCGUGCACGCCUCAACCCCGCCGGGUGUGGAGCUCUCUGAGCUAGCUGAGGAGGAUGCCGGUGCACGUAUGCUAGCUGGCGAACCACGAGAGGAGGCGGCGAUGCGCGGUUCGUCGCUCGGCGAGACAUCCGAGAACCCGGUUCCAGGUGAAACCCCCGAUUUGGGAGGCGCCACAGGUCAACAGAGCGACUCCGGAAAGCACGCAAGUGAGAACGCAGCGCUUCCAGGACCAGAAAACGGCGAAGCAGCCCUCGCGGCCGAUGUCCUCGACGAUGCAAAUGGGCCUUUGGACGCGAAUGAUUUGAGGACACAAGCCGAAUCCGCCACUGCGGAUCAAUUCCAGACGUCGGGAGGCUCGGGUCUCGUCUCUCCGCCGAGUCGGUCUUCGCUUCGCAAGAAGUUUGCUGAGCGUUUGCACUCGCGUCAUCGGAAGCAGGAGGAGGCUCGGCCCGCGAUUUCUCCGAUCUAUGGCUCAUCCCCAGUGUCCGAGGUCGGAGACGAGACAACUCAGCAGACGGGGACGCGGCCUUCGUCGAUGAUCGCGUCGAGUUUCCGAGAGGCGAGAGAACUGAAGGGGCCCCGAAGCGGAAUCCCCAGGAGCAACCCGACCUGUCAGUCACGCUACGCGAGCGGCGAAUCUUCGCUGACAACUCGAGUCGGAGGUGCGAGCAUCGUAGCCGGCUCGGGACCCUCUGAGUCCCGAAACGUGUCGGCUGACAGUGGGUGGCGGUCGAUGUCACGCUGGAACAAGUGGAGCCGGAAGCUCGCGUCCCAUGCAGAAGACGAGCCGAUGCCAGCUUGCCGUGGGGUUCAGUCUCGCGAGCAGUCUGACCCAGAAGCCGUGACAGCGAAGCCCCAGCGAAUCGGGAGACCAGACUGCUGCUGGAUCGCUCCGAAGCCUCUUCCAGAGAUCCCAGGCGUGUCGACUGGUCCCGUCUACACAGUCGCUUCCGGCGCGCUGACGCUGAAGCCAGCGCCGGUGAAAAGAAGACCCUCGUCAAGUCUCGCGAGUGGGGACUCUUCCUCGCUGGCCAGCGGCAUUGAGGAGGCGCCCUUGAAAGAGAGCUUCGCGCGUGCAGGACCAGGCCGGGAAGCCCCGAUGCCGAUCGGGUCGCGGACUGCGUCCGCCCCCGAGCUUUGCGGCUUCUCCUCACGGCCGACGCUCCUCGGCCGCGUGGAGAACACGGGCUGGGUGCGGCGGAUCACAAAGCGAGGAUUCAAAAUCCAACGGGAGACCGUACAGGGCCGCAAGAUGCCCUCCGUCCCGGAACUUGGCCGGUGCGCGAACUGGGAAAGCAGCAAAGACGACGACCAGUUCGAGGAAUGGGAGGAGGCCCGAGAAGAAGAGGCGCGAAUGGCCCGGGCGAAGACUGGAGCAAUACGCAGACCGCCGCACUACACCUUCACGACGGCGUACACGACGCAGCGAAGAGGACGGAAGAUCCGCGGACCUUUUGAGACCCCGACGAAACUCCGAGAAGUCAAGGGCCACCAAAUUUACCCGUCGCGCAUUCCAACGUUUGGUGUCAGUACACCGACGCCUACGCUCUUUCGAACGCGCUCGCCGUCUCCAGACGCAAGGACGAACAAUGGAACCUGGAAGUCGCUGCGAACACAGAUGACGGCUAUUAGCUUGAUUGGGGCAGCUGCGACGGACACAUCCAGCCCGGACGACACGACCCCGGACGAAUUUGAAGAGGUGACAUGCUCGGAAGACGAGGUAGAGCGCAACUCGAGCACGUCUGCAAGUGGCGGAAGGGAAGGCUCUUCCGUGACGCUCAGCCUGGGAGGAAAACUGACGAAGCGGUUGUCGAUGUUGAGCAAGUCGGGCUCGGCGGUUACGUUAGAAAAAGCCGAAUCCUCGGUGGUGGUGCAUGGGGAGAAGACAGAGAACGCGCACACCGAGCCAGUGCAUGCGUUGCUGAGAAGCGACGGCAGCGGAGUGGCUGAGCAUCUCUCAGAAGGUCCGAUAAGAGAGCUGACGAACUCUCCCUCUACGCAGGCCUAUCGCCGGGCGUUUUCCGCGAAGAAGAGGUGGGUCAAGCGACCCAAGGUGUACACAGAGGAGGAAGAGAAGCAGCGCACCGAAAGGCGGCGACGGCGCGAGGAGAGGCGCGCGUGCCCCUAUUUUAUCCCCGCCGUCCCCGGAACUUACCCGGUGGCGAGAGCGCUCCUGGAGUCUCUUUUCCUGUGUCGAGAGCGUCUGUGUCUCGAGCAAAGUCGGCUGGCGCUGCUGGACGAGUUUCAGGUCCGAGAACUGAUGUUCUGGCACGUUAUUUCUCAGAGGAAGGUGCACCUCUUCUCGGGUCUCACCCUCGAUUGCGAGGGAUACCAGAUCCAGUUUCUUCAAGGGAUAGAGACUCAGCUGAUGGCCGCGAACGACCAAGACGCGCAGUCGCCCGACACCGCGAAUGUGCGAACUCGCGAAUUCGUUGACUUGAUUAAGAUGUCCUAUGCCCGGACCUGGCCCUGGGAGAAUCACGUCGAGGAAGAGGUCGCGCGGUGUCUGCGCGAAGCCGAAAAAAAGCGAAGGACGGAACUUCACCAACAGGGCGCGAAACGCGAGAAGGCCUGCCUCAAGCCUGAGGACGCCUCAGUCCUUACCCACGAUGAGAGGCACGAGUGCGAAGACGCGUGUCGGGGGAGGCUGCGCCGCGAGCAAGAAGAAGAAGAUUCGGUCUCGCUCACGGCUUGGUUCACACAGCCUGCUGAGACGGGAUCGUUCACAAUGGAGGACGAGUCUGAACUGGCGACCUCCUCGGCUUUCUUCUCAGAGGCACAGUUUUCGCAAGGUCGGCAGAGCCAUCGCAAUCUGUUUGUCGAGACAGGGAGGGCCUUGGGACGUAUCAUCUGGGGGCCACUGCCCUCGCCGUCGCAAGGCUUUGACGAGCGGACUCUCUGGUUGACGGCGGAGACAGAAAGCGCCUUCCCCGUCUCGCCCUCAAUAACCUCUUCGAGUUCUGCGUUUCCGAGCUGCGUGAGUCCCCACGACGGAGGCGACUUGGCCUUCUCGUCGUCGCGGCACGGCUCGAGCGCGGCACAUGUAGACAGCGCCUCCACGCUCCACCGAGACACAGCUUGGACUUCUUCCGGGGACUCGUCGGCUGCGCGCUUGGCUCUAAAGAAGGCGCAGAAACAGGAGAGGCGCGAACUGCGGAAGUUGAUGCAGAUGUGUGGUUCGCUGGUCGGGGAAGACUCUCUGGAGGGGACGGGGGAGAACCAGGCAGUGGACGGAGCCAGUGGUCUCCAGAAGCCGCUAGGCAGAGCGGAAAGCCGCAGGCGUCGGCGUCUCCGACGAAGGCAGCGACGCGCAGCACGUGCGGCAAAGACGUCACAGGCGCAAGGCGAGGCGGCUCACACUCUCAAGAAUUCCGCGCUUGCUAGCAGCUCCGCAGCUUCCGUAAUUGACGAGCCGCAAAUGUCCGAGUCGAGGAGACGCAGCCAGAGUGAUACAGAGAACAAGGGCGACACAGAGAUGGGUGUUGCCGGUCACCGAGCCUGGGAGAAAUGGCCGGAUGACGCCGACAGUGAAGACAUCGAAGACCUGAAUCGCUGCUUGAAGGAGGUGUUGCAGAAGCUUUUCCGCGAACAGCGUCGGCUUCUACGGAAGCAAAGCGAGAGGAUCAAAAACUCGGGCUCAGGGCCUCAGGACUCGCGACGCGUGUCGGAGAGCGGCGCCGAAGACUCCGAAGGCGACACCGGGAUGGCGAGCGUCCAGGACGAGAUUUGCAGGCGGAAGCGGGAACUGGGACGCAGCGAAGAGGAACGGAAACGAGCGGGUCUUGUUUAUAGGGUGGCUUCGCCCCUCCAGCCUCUCCUCUUGCUGCAGGACUCGAACUUCUGGUUCGACAUGAGGGAACUCGCGGAAGAGUGGAGGCUUAGUCAGCGCGCGCCCCUCUUCCAGAUUGUGAAGAAAAUUGUUAAUCGGUUGGUACAGUCUGCGCAGAAACGUGCAGAGCGGAAGAGAAGGAGAGAGAACCGGGUCCUUGCCGCCGCCCUCUUGGCCCACACAGACCUUCCUUUCCCCGAAUCAACUCUGCGACUCGCCCCGCGCUUCUUCUUCUUGGGGAGACCCGCUGCGGAGAUUAUCGUCAUCCUCUCGUCCCUCUGUGUGAGGCGGCAAGCAAUGUUCAAUAGCGAGCGCCUGAAGAACUUGAUGAGCUGCAAGGGCGUCAUCUACUAUAUCGUCGACGCCAAUAAUGCCGUCGCAGAUGACAAGUCGCCAGACAUGAGAUUGCUUCGCCGAUGGAAGAGGCAGCGGAUUCUGCGCAAUGCGCCUCACACACACCACGGAGGAAUUCUCAUUCCCCAGGUGUUGGUCGACGGUCAGUCGAUCGGCUCUUACGGCGAGGUGCAGCAACUGGAGGACGAUGGCUUGCUGACCGCCAUUUUCUGCCGCUGUCGAUGCCCAACGUGCCUGCAACCGCGGCACGUGGACGACGAGCUCUGUCGAUGGUGUAAUCUUCAGUUCCGAGAGUUGUUGUCCGUCAAGCGACAUGACGAGGGAGAGCUGAAAGAAAUGUACCGGGGCCAUCCGACGCGUGCGAUUCCUCUUUUGAGAUCUUGUUUCGACCAAUCAAUCAGUUGGAUUCUUUACCCCAACUUUUGCUCUUUAUGUGGGGCUGAGCGACGACCGGAUCAGCCGUGGUGCCCACAAUGCCACAUGACAACUAGGGACAUCGCGUUAGCAAGGUGUCUUGGCAUUGGCAUUUAUCGGGACGAGCAGUGUCGCAAAUGCGGCAACUCUGCUGGCGAUGCCUUAGACUGCUUGGAACGGCUGCCUCCACAAGCGAAUCCCAAGUUUUCUGAGCCACCUUUGACGAGUUACCUGACCAGCAAAGCGUCUCCACUUUGCCCCCAUUGUGGGGAGUUGCUGACCUACUUUAUGCCGGUCAACGAGAAAAUCGCUGAAGAGCGGCGCGAGUUCGGCAGGUCGUGUACGCACCGGAGAAGAAAGGCUCCGUGCGAGUUGCUAAAUGACGCAGACAAUGUCAACAAGCAGGCAGAAGACACCAUGAGCAAGCAAGAGCAAGAAAAUAUCAACAAAAAUGAGGAAGUGGUUCCUAACAAGGAGACCGAAGACGCUGUCAACAAGAUAGAGGACGGCACUGUGAAAAACCGGACAUAUGACCUUGUCAGCGAGAAAGCACAAAAGACUGCCAAAGCGGCAAGCGGUUCUGCGAAAAACGAUGUUGUCACCCGCCUCGAUACGGUAUCGCCGGAAGGAAAAUUACCCGCCUUUGAAGUGCGCCUCGAAAGUCAAGACUAAUCCUUUUAUGUGGCUCGGUUCCAGAUGAAAGCGGUUUUUAUGGGCAUGAAACGCAGGCUCACGGAAUAUGCCUUGAAAUUUGCCUGCCACAUCUCUGAAAAUUGGUUAUAUUUUGACGAAAGGUAACCAGAUGCCAGCUUAGUGGAAGGCGUGAAAAAGCGGGCGCCUGUUCCCUUUUGCGGAGCAAAGGUAGGUUUUUCUCUGCGGAUUUGUAUUUGUUGGGGCUUACAGGAGAAACCAUUUGUGAAUCAAUGUGCUUUUGAGAAAGAGGCGUGGACACGCCUUUCUCGAAGACAAUGAGCCGUGAGCUACCGGCAGCUUGUUCAAAGGCACAAAGUGGCAGCUUGUUCGUUCACGAUGUGUUCGCUUUCUAAGGAGUAGUGCCAAGCUGGUGGAAGGCGAGAUUCAAAAGAAGCGGCGCUGUGUCUCAGCUGCUGCCAUUGGUGUCAAAGAACGGGACAAUCAGGUAUACCCCUCGGCAGCGUUUUGCGAAGAAGUGCUGAUUAUGUUGAAACCUUGCAAAUGGAAAAGUGCGUUUGCGUAGCAAUCAUUUGGUGUGCCGUCGUUUAUGUGCCGGAGCGGUCGAAGUUGCUGGAGUUUGUGCCACCGCGAAUGGGCAGAUACCUCCGGAAAGUUGUAUGAUACGUCGGUGGUUCCCAAGUCUCAACACCGGAUUCCAGUUACGUGAUUCUUCGUGACAACAGGUCAAUUGUCUACUGAACGAUCUACAUAUUGACUAAGCGCAGCGUCACGAAGAAUCGAUAAAACACGGUCGAAAUUAUAGCGUAUAUUCCUUUGACAGCCUGCUCGGCAAUAUUGCGGUUCUUCACUUUUCAUCACGGUGGGCUGUUUGCUAACAUGUGUUUUUAGCCAUAGAUGACUGCGUCACCUGAUAACAAAUACGUGCAGUUAUUUGCGUUGUUGCAUCGAACACCGCGCGCGCGACGGAAUUACACAUGAUCACCUUUUUGCACUUUGAACUGUAGAAGAAGGUUUCGGAUCCCCAGAAGUGCGGAUGUUCGCAUAUCCCGUGGUUCCCAAAUGUAGACUGUCUUCGCUUUCUUCCCGAAGAAAGCCGUUUGAACUGUUGUACGUAUCUUUUACCGAAGGUGACGUACAGGGAGUCUGAAAAUCACCAUGUACGAUUUUCGUGAAAGACUGCAAUUGAGGAUAUCGCCUACCCUUAGGUGGUAUUCAGUGCGGAUUUGAUAUAUCUGCAUCAUUUCACUUGCAAAAACUUUACCAUCUACAUCGACAGAACAUAUGUCGUGCAGAACAUGAAGUCCUCAGGAUUGGCAGUUCAUAGAUGGAGAGCUGAUAAACGUUUUAGCAUUGCGUGACUGACAUGGAUCGAACCUGCC
Toxoplasma gondii ME49 is the source of this 7807-nucleotide messenger RNA. RefSeq lists its product as hypothetical. The record is from RefSeq and is a predicted model, not a curated record. Bases 1005 to 6446 code for a protein of 1813 amino acids. The transcript has 9 exons. Lineage: Eukaryota; Apicomplexa; Conoidasida; Eucoccidiorida; Sarcocystidae.